Messenger RNA from Juglans regia (Persian walnut), 4655 nucleotides. RefSeq lists its product as uncharacterized. The record is from RefSeq and is a predicted model, not a curated record. Lineage: Eukaryota; Viridiplantae; Streptophyta; Magnoliopsida; Fagales; Juglandaceae. The transcript is spliced from 2 exons. The coding region runs from base 326 to 2017 and encodes 563 amino acids.
UAAUUCUUGUUCAUUUAUAAAAUCCCCCCAUUAUUAUGAUUUCGAGCAUCAAAUCACCAUUUGAGUGCCUUUUUCCUUCAUUGAUAUUUACAAUAUAUAUUUAUGUGUUAUGCCGAUCCUAUUUUUAAAAAACAGAAUGUAGUUUUAUUCUCUCUCCUAAAAAUUUUCUCUCCGUACAAUAUUUUCUUCUCUUAGUUUUCUUGUGCAUUGCUGCUGUGUUGGUACUUUCUUAUGGUGAUUAUCAUGUAGUCCAGUGGUGAUUAGCAUGUAGUCUAGUGUAUUCCUCUGAAUCAUUAGGUUUGCAUUGGCUGUGGGUUGGUUUUAGAUGGGGUUGUGCAAGGAGGUAUUCAUUGAUCAGAAAUUGUUCGAGCUCAAAAAGGAGAAUGCAAAGUGGUGGAGGAUUAUAGAAAGUAGCCAUCGUGGGGUGAAGUACAUUUCAGUGGACGGGGAAACUCUAGGCUGGCUGGGUUCUAUGGUGAAGGAUUGUACAGUAACAGUGGGUUCUCAGGAGUUUCUGCAAACUCGUAGAAAAGGAGACACUGUGAUAAUAGUGAGGAAGGGACAUAACUUUAAUGGUAGUUUUAUUUCCAUUUCAGAAUUUGGUCGUGAUAAGAGAAGAGGCUUGCUAGUGAUUCCGGAAGGAAGGAAGGGGGAGGGAUGGAAAAAGCUUGCUGACAUUUUAAUGGAGAUGGCUGAUUUUCAGAUAGUUGCUGCAAAGAAGAACAAUGGUGAGGGAGGUGUUCCAUCAUCGUUGGCAGGUGGGGCAAGGACGUACAGUGAAGUGUUGAAGAAGUUACCGUAUCAGGAUGCGGUAGUGGUGUCAGGUGUAACCAUACCUGAGGACGUGCAGCGGAAUGGUGUGGCAGAAAGCAGUUUGGCGGGGCUAAAUGAGGGAAGUAUUUUGAAGAUGUUAACGGGAUUGGAGGAGAAGAUCGGCAUUGUGCUAGAUGAAAUAAAUCAUCUAAAACGCUGUGUUAAAGGCAAGGAGGUGAUGGGCCGAAUUGGUGGGCCUGGUAUGGGGCUGAGCAGAACAAUGGGCUUGGGCAAGGGUCAGACUUCAGGCCCUGUGAAGGUCUGGAGGGCAGUGGAGAAAGCCGGGUCGGGGAAGGGUCUCGGAUCCGUGAUAUCGGACCAGGGAAAGAGAGUGCCGCCGAUAACCUCAUUACCGGCAACCAUGCCGGCACAGAAGUGGCCGACAACCUCGGUCGACCCCUCUGGUGAGAUGGGAAACGAGAUCCGCCUCGGAUCCGAGAUUUCGGACCAGAGCCAGGAUGCUUCUGUGGAGCCGAUAAAUGGAUUAUCGGCAACCCUGCCGGCACAGAAGCUGCCGACACACUCGGACGACUAUUCAGGUGAGGCGGCGAAGGAGGUCCGACGGGAAGAGACAGAGGAGGGGGAGUUUCUGGCGUUAGAGAGUGCGUCUGCGUCUUUGUCUUCAGAGCUAUUGUUGGGAAAUGUAUUCUCGGAAUUUUGUGUGGUGGACGAAGCUCCAGAAGAAGGGCAUGAGCAGUCUGGGUUGAGGGAUAGAGAGCUGCAUCGUUGUGGGGAGAUGCUUUCGCGGGACAGCAACGUGAUUCAGAGUGGUCUUCCACUUUUGGUGAGGAGCAGUUCUGAUGAGUUAGUUGAUGGGGUUGAUUCUCUUAUUAAUAAUAUGGGUGUAAAUGGUGAAACAAAUAAACUGAUGGUUUCGGUGAUUCCCAAGAACAGUAUUGGGGAAGAGGGGACUCUUACUCCUUUAUGUACACUCCCUCCCAGUGAUUAUAGGAGUUAUUCGACGCAUUGGAUUUUUAAAAAGGUAGAGGAGUUACAGAAAAUAUUCGGGGUUUCUUUUGGAGGUUAUGAGGAACAAUUUAUGGCCCUUUUAGUGGCUAUUGAAGCUAGCCGUUCAAAAUCAGCCUCAAAGCAAGAUAGGGAACUUAAACGCCUAACAUGCUCCAUCAAUUACGAUGUCAAGGAGGGGAGUAGUGGAAGGGUUAGAUCAAAAGGGAGGGGUAAGUUAAGUUUUAAUGAAGCCUAAGCUCGUUUCUUGGAAUGUAAGGGGUCUCAAUAAUAGGGAAAAACGCCUUCGGAUCAAAGCUCUAUUGAGACUAUGGAAGGGAGAUGUGAUAUGCUUGCAAGAAACAAAGUUGGGUCUUAUUGAUAGAAGUAUUGUGCGUAGUAUUUGGGGAUGCCCUUAUUUGGGUUGGUCUUAUUUAGCCUCUCAGGGAGCAUCAGGUGGAGUAUUAUUAAUGUGGGAUAAAAGAGUGAUUGAGGAGAUUGAGGAAUGUGUUGGAGAGUUUUCGGUUUCGGUGUUGUUUAAAAAUGUGAGUGAUGGGUGGAUUUGGGCUUUUGCAGGGUCUUAUGGUCCUAACAUAGAUAGUGAUAGACGACGGUUGUGGGAGGAGUUGGCGGGAAUACACUCUUUAUGGGAUGUGCCGUGGUGUAUGGGGGUGAUUUUAACAUUAUUCGCUUUCCUAGUGAACGAUCGGGGCAUCAUCGACACACUUUGGCCAUGGCGGAAUUCUCUGAGUUCAUCUUUGAUAUGGAUCUUAUGGACCUCCCCUUGGUGGGUGGUGAGUUUACUUGGUCUAAUGGCCGUGUUUGGUCGAAAUUGGAUAGAUUUCUUGUCUCGCCAUUAUGGGAAGCACACUACCCAGAAGUUAGCCAGAAAAGGUUAGCUAGAGUCAGUUCAGACCAUUUUCCCAUCCUUUUAGAUUGUGGUGGUAUUCAAGGGGGUCGCCGGUACUUCAAGUUUGAGAAUAUGUGGCUUAAGGUAAACGGGUUUGUAGAGAUGGUGAGAAAUUGGUGGACUUCAUACCAGUUUAGUGGCACUCCGAGUUUUAUUCUUGCAGGUAAGAUGAAGGCUCUAAAGCAAGACCUGAAGAAAUGGAACUUGGAAGUUUUUGGUCAUAUUGACAAUCAGAAGUCUAUUUUGUUGGAGGAGUUGCAGGAGUUGGAGGGUAAGGAAUUAUUGGGAAGGGCCUCGGAGGAGGAGUUAUUGAGAAAAGUGACGGUUGUGGCAGAAUUGGAAAGGGUUUUGCUGUUAGAAGAGACUUCAUGGCGUCAAAAAUCCAGAGCCCUCUGGUUGAAAGAGGGUGAUAGGUGUACGAAGUUUUUCCACAAAAUGGCUAAUUCUCAUCGACGCAAUAAUGCGAUUGAGUUGUUACAUUCAGGUACACAGGUGCUAUCUUCUUCGGCUGAUCUAGAAAGUCACAUUGCACAUUAUUAUGAGACUCUGCUUACCGAACCAGCAACUUGGAGGCCGAAGCUUGAUGACUUACCGUUUGAGACAAUUGAUUCACAGCUGGUUAAUGUAUUGGAGAGACCUUUUGUGGAAGAUGAGAUCUUCAAGGUCAUAUCUGGUAUGGUUAAGGACAAAGCGCCGGGCCCGGAUGGUUUUUCAAUGGGUUUCUUUCAAACUUGUUGGGAUGUGGUGAAAGGUGAUGUCUUGCGGGUGUUCAGUGAAUUUCAUGCUUAUCAAAAGCUUGAAAAAUCACUUAAUGCGACUUUUAUCGCACUCAUUCCAAAGAAAAGUGGGGCGUCGAAUAUUGAGGAUUUUCGUCCAAUAAGUUUGAUUAGCAGUGUCUAUAAGAUUAUUUCAAAGGUCCUUGCUAACCGGCUCAGUCUAGUGCUGGAAAAUAUUAUCUCCAAGCCCCAGAAUGCUUUUAUUCAUGGGAGAUAUAUACUUGAUUCGGUGCUCAUUGCAAAUGAGUGUUUGGAUGCUAGGUUGAGGGAGGGAAGUCCAGGUAUUCUUUGCAAGCUAGACAUGGAGAAGGCUUAUGACCAUGUGAACUGGGAUUUCCUUUUGUAUUUAUUGAAGAGGUGUGGCUUUGGAGAUAGGUGGAUUUCCUGGAUGCGUUUUUGCAUUUCAACAGCCCGGUUUUCAGUUUAUGGAGGCGCUGAGCAAGAUGUUGCAGGCUACUGUUAGUGGGGGUUUCUUAUCUGGUUUUCAGGUGGGAAAUGGCUCUGGUAGCUCUUGUAUCAUUUCACAUCUUCUUUUCGCAGACGACACUCUGUUGUUUUGUGAAGCGGAUAGGAGUCAGGUCCAAACUUUGCGUGCAUUAUUACUUUGUUUUGAAGCAGUAUCAGGACUCAAGGUGAAUCUUGACAAGUCUGAGAUGGUACCGGUGGGGGUGGUCCCUAAUAUACGCAAUCUAGCUAGUCUUUUGGGUUGCAGGGUGUCCUCGCUCCCAAUGAAAUACCUGGGCCUUCCGCUAGGUGCUACUUUCAAGAGUAGAGCUAUGUGGGAUGGGGUGGUCGAAAAGAUAGAAAAAAGGUUGGCUGGAUGGAAAAGGGUGUAUCUUUCGAAAGGGGGUCGUCUCACUCUUAUCAAGAGUACCCUUACAAAUCUUCCCACUUAUUUUUUAUCCCUUUUUCCUAUGCCUGUUGGGGUGGUGAAUAGAAUCGAGAAACUAUUCAAGGCAUUUUUAUGGGGAGGCUUAGGGGAGGAGAAGAAAGUUCAUUUGGUUAAUUGGAAAUCAGUAUGUUCUCCAGUUGAGUAUGGGGGGUUGGGUGUGUGUAAUUUGAGAACUUUUAAUAAAGUGUUGUUGGGGAAAUGGCUUUGGAGAUAUCAUAUGGAAGAGGGUUCUUUGUGGAGGGAAAUAAUAGAUGCUAAACAUGGAGUUGAUUGGGGUGGUUGGUGUUCUAAAGAAGUGAGAGGGGGGCAUGGAGGGGGG